Messenger RNA from Lathyrus oleraceus (garden pea), 372 nucleotides. RefSeq lists its product as uncharacterized. NCBI's taxonomy places the organism in Eukaryota, Viridiplantae, Streptophyta, Magnoliopsida, Fabales, Fabaceae. The record is from RefSeq and is a predicted model, not a curated record. Bases 1 to 372 code for a protein of 123 amino acids. The transcript has a single exon.
AUGGUCACAAGGGCUAAGAAUGGCAUAGUCCAACCAAGACUUCAUCCUACCCUUCUCUUGACUGAACUUGAGCCCACUUUCUAUAAGAUGGCACUGAAGGAUCCUAAAUGGCUUGAUGCCAUGAAAGCUAAACAUUCAGCCUUACUCAACAAUCACACAUGGACCAUCACUCAACUUCCUCCUAAUAGAAGGGUCAUAGGAUGCAAAUGGGUUUUUAGAAUCAAGCAGAAUCCUGAUGGUUCAAUCCUAAAGUACAAGGCUAGACUUAUAGCUAAAGGGUAUCAUCAAGUGCAGGGCUUUGAUUUUCAAAAAACUCUCUCCAGUUAUGAAACAUGUCAUAGUGAGAGUUAUUCUUACAUUAGCCAUAUCUAG